UGAUCAACUAAAAUGGGGCGCUUCUUCCGGUCGAAAAGGUCCAAGAGGAGGAUCAAUUUGGGCAACUUCUUCGAAUGGCUGGCACAAAAAACGAAGCAGAAAAUUGACCGGAAAAUCAUGACGUAGACAACAAUGAACAAAUAGAAGGAAUUUUGAAUUGCAAACAUGAAACCACUAAAGAACCAAAUCAUGUAAAUGUUGAACCCGAAAAUAGCGAAACUGUACAAGUGGGCGAAACUUCGGAUGGGGGCCCGGAGCUCCGCAGGGUUGCUCGUCCUGAGGUUUUGCAAGGGGAAUAUCCCCAACACUUUACAGAUUAGAGCGAUGGGUCUGAAGUACCAGAAGAAGGUCUUGGUUUCCAUUGUCACACACUGGAUUUUUUCUACUGACUGAAUUGUAAAAAACAUUGGUUUUUAUUCCUGAGAUAAAAUGUUUCCCUGAACCCAUUAUUUGGCCAUAUGGAGAUUAUUUGUCCUCUAAUUGAUGUUAAAAGUUUGCUGAUUAUGUUUGUUGUUGCGUUUUGCGUUAUCUUUUCAUGUAAGCGCAGCUUUAUCACUUUUGAUAAGUUUUCAUUUCUUAGGUCAUGAUGAAGUUCUGUGCGAAUUUGUCCUUCAUGUUCACCGAGCGGCCCUUCUUGGAGCGCUACAGAUUGGCCAAAGAGGCCGGUUUUGGGGCCGUUGAGACCGGCUUCCCCUUCAAUUUCACCGAAAAACAGGUCGUUGAUGCAAAAACCUCGGCUGACAUCCACCAAGUCCUCAUUAACACCUACACCGGUGACGUAACGAAGGGCGAACUCGGUUUUGCAGCAAUCCCCGGGAAAGAACAGGAGUUUAAAGACAGUAUUGCCAAAACCAUCAGUUUUGCUAAAAGUCUCGGGGCCUCAAAAAUCCACAUUAUGGCCGGGAAAGUCCCCGAAGUGACUGACGCUCAUCAUUCCGUUUACGAAACGAAUUUAAAAUAUGCGACAAAGUUGUUGGAGAAGGAGAAUAUAAUUGGGUUGAUUGAGCCAAUAAAUAAAUAUUCGGUCCCCAAUUACUAUCUCAAUUGUUACGAUAGAGCUCUAAAUGUGGUGAAGAACAUCAAUAGUCCCAACUUGAGGAUCAUGUUGGAUGUUUUCCAUUUGCAACAUAUCAGGGGGAAUGUUACUAACAAUAUUAAGGAAUUGGGGGGCUAUAUCGGGCAUGUACAAAUUGCACAAGUGCCCAAUAGGAACGAACCGGACACUCCGGGGGAACUAAACUACGUUUAUGUACUAGAAACUUUGGAGUCUUUGGGGUACAAUGACUGGGUCGGGUUGGAGUACAAACCACUUGAGGACACCAAGAAGGGGCUCAAGUGGGUCAAGAAUCUUGGCUACAGUCUCUAAUUGGUGGCAAUUGUGUAAAUAAAGGCUGUUUUAAUUAAAA
Tribolium madens (black flour beetle) is the source of this 1406-nucleotide messenger RNA. RefSeq names its product putative hydroxypyruvate isomerase (gene Gip). Bases 584 to 1366 code for a protein of 260 amino acids. NCBI's taxonomy places the organism in Eukaryota, Metazoa, Arthropoda, Insecta, Coleoptera, Tenebrionidae. Gene Ontology annotation, biological process: glyoxylate metabolic process. The record is from RefSeq and is a predicted model, not a curated record. Gene Ontology annotation, molecular function: hydroxypyruvate isomerase activity. The transcript has 2 exons.